UGUUUUUCUCCGCUAACUAGUACCAGAUGACAUUUCCAAAUUAAAACAGCUGUUUGAAAAUUUUUAAUUUGUUUACGAUUUUCUCAGGAUAUAAAUUUUAGUAAUACAAUACAGGUCCUUUAAUAAAACAUGGAACAGCAGUUAGAGAAAGUUCUUAAUGAUUUUGCCUCCCAGCCGGAAACAGUGGGUGUGUUGCUGGCCAAUCGUCAAGGACUCUGUCUGGGAGCAAAAGGUCAAAUAAAUCCCAAUGUUUCUGGUAUUGGUAUGGCUAUCUCAGAGCAGGCGUGCAAACUGGAGCCCAACUUGAAUCCACCAACUAUUUGUCUGUACAGUGGGAACAAGCGUUGUAUCAUCAAAAAGGACGGUGAAUUAACUGGUGUCAUUUAUAAACAAAAACCUAACUGAAUAUGAGCUGUAAAGUGCCCUUUUUAUAUACCUACAUACUUACAUAUAUACUUAUAUGCAUAAAUAAACCAAAAUAACUAUAAAAGCAUGUGUAAAAUUUAGCAUAAACUUCUUUUGUAAUUAAAACUCUUAGCAAAGUGUAUAAAAUAUAGCUUAUGAAAACAA
Messenger RNA from Zeugodacus cucurbitae (melon fly), 570 nucleotides. RefSeq lists its product as uncharacterized. Gene Ontology annotation, biological process: positive regulation of TORC1 signaling; cellular response to amino acid stimulus. NCBI's taxonomy places the organism in Eukaryota, Metazoa, Arthropoda, Insecta, Diptera, Tephritidae. Bases 130 to 405 code for a protein of 91 amino acids. Gene Ontology annotation, cellular component: cytoplasm; Ragulator complex; lysosome. The record is from RefSeq and is a predicted model, not a curated record. Gene Ontology annotation, molecular function: guanyl-nucleotide exchange factor activity. The transcript has 4 exons.